CAGGUGGGGGACCUUCAGCUGUGUAAGAUGGAUGAGCUCGACUGCCUCAUCAAGGGAGUUCUCUACAUCGAUUCGGUGGGGUUCAACGGACACUCGGAGUGCUACUAUUUUGAGAACCCCACGGAUCCCGAGAAAUGCCAGAAGGUCCCGUUCAACUUGGAGAAUCCCUACCCGCUCCUUCUGGUGAACAUCGGCUCCGGGGUCAGCAUCCUGGCCGUCUAUUCCGAAGACAAUUACAAGCGGGUGACAGGUACCAGCCUUGGAGGGGGCACGUUUUUCGGCCUCUGCUGCCUCCUGACCGGCUGCUCCACCUUCGAAGAGGCUCUCGAAAUGGCAUCCCACGGAGACAGCACCAAAGUGGACAAACUCGUGCGGGAUAUUUACGGAGGGGACUACGAGCGCUUUGGGCUGCCCGGUUGGACCAUCGCAUCCAGCUUUGGAAACAUGAUGAGCAAAGAGAAGCGAGAUGCCGCCAGUAAGGAGGACCUGGCCCGGGCAGCCUUGAUCACCAUCACCAACAACAUUGGCUCCAUCGCACGGAUGUGCGCGCUGAAUGAG
Messenger RNA from Notechis scutatus (mainland tiger snake), 558 nucleotides. The record is from RefSeq and is a predicted model, not a curated record. Lineage: Eukaryota; Metazoa; Chordata; Lepidosauria; Squamata; Elapidae.